UUAAAGAUUAAGUCGCGCUGCCGAUGCUGACGUCAUGACGUGCAGUCACGCAGUUCACGUCGAUUUGAAUAAUCCGUCAACAGGCAGAGAGAGUUCAGACAGGAGGAACAUAAUCGACCCGCACGAGCCCGCAGAGACUCGCAGAGACCCGCAGCAGUGAGAACCGAACGAGUCGUCAUGAACAGCGUGAAGGGUUUGAUUCGGGGUGUCAGCCGAGUGACGCCCGUCCUGAGCCGUGCAGUGCAUUCUGGGACACGUGCAUCCUAUUCGGUGGCAUCCAGAGCGAAACACGAGGAGCGUUCGCUGACGUCAGAGGAGGUGUACGCCCGCGAGGAUCGAUACGGCGCUCACAACUAUCACCCGCUUCCUGUGGCGCUGGAGAGAGGAGAGGGGGUUCACGUGUGGGAUGUGGAGGGUCGCAGGUAUUUUGAUUUCCUCAGUGCGUACAGCGCUGUCAAUCAGGGUCACUGUCACCCGAAAAUCAUCGCCGCCCUGACGGCUCAAGCGUCCAGACUCACGCUCACCUCCAGAGCGUUUUAUAACGACAUCCUGGGCGCUUACGAGCAGUUCAUCAGCACGCUGUUCGGAUACGAUAAAGUCCUGCCCAUGAACACAGGUGUGGAGGGCGGAGAAACGGCCUGUAAACUGGCUCGUAAGUGGGCGUACACUGUCAAGGGCGUUCCCAAAAAUGAAGCCAAGAUCAUUUUUGCAAAUGGGAACUUCUGGGGUCGGACGAUGGCGGCGAUCUCCAGCUCGACGGACCCCAGCAGUUACGAAGGGUUCGGCCCGUUCAUGCCAGGAUUUGAGCUCGUCCCGUAUAAUGACAUACCUGCACUGGAGAAAGCGUUGCAGGAUCCGAAUGUGGCAGCGUUCAUGGUGGAACCCAUUCAGGGUGAGGCGGGUGUCGUGGUUCCUGAUCCGGGUUACCUCACCAAAGUCAGAGAACUCUGUACUAAACACAAUGUUCUGUUCAUCGCUGACGAGGUUCAGACGGGUUUGGCUCGUACGGGUCGUCGUCUGGCUGUCGAUCAUGAAGCUGUGAGACCUGAUAUAGUGGUGCUGGGAAAAGCUCUGUCGGGAGGAGUGUAUCCUGUGUCUGCUGUGUUGUGUGAUGAUGAUGUGAUGUUGACCAUUAAACCAGGAGAACACGGAUCAACAUACGGAGGAAAUCCUCUCGCCUGCAGAGUCUCUAUCGCCGCCCUGGAGGUUCUGGAGGAAGAGAAUCUAGCGGAGAACGCGGAGCGGAUGGGUCAGAUCCUCCGCGCGGAACUCAACAAACUGCCGCGAGAGGUGGUGAGCGUGGUGAGAGGGAAAGGACUCCUGAACGCCAUCAUCAUCAGAGAGACUGAAGAUUAUGACGCCUGGAAGGUGUGUCUCCGUCUCCGUGACAACGGACUGCUGGCCAAGCCUACUCAUGGUGACAUCAUCAGAUUUGCCCCGCCCCUCGUGAUAAAAGAAGACGAGGUCCGCGAGUGUGCGGACAUCAUCAGCAGAAGCAUCAUGUCGUUCUGAAGUAGAACGUGACGACUUUAAUGAUGUUACAAUAGUGUUUUAAAUCAUAAACCGUGAAUGUUAUAACAGGUCAACAAACUGCUUUUAUUUUAUUAUUACACACUUAUUUUCUUGCCGUUCUGGAAACUGUUGGAUGAAAAUAUAAUGCUAAUACAGUCUGAUGUCAUUUCCUGUGAUGAAUCUGACGUGUGGCGGGAAUUCUGUGGCGUUUACGGUUUAUUUCUUGAGAAUAAAAUAAUGAAGUUAUUGUUACAGUAUUAAUGAAACCGCACAGAAGAAAACGCCACAUUAUAAACAUAUCUUAAACUCUCACGUUUUAACAAUUCCAUGGAAGAAUCCGAGAUCGAGGCACUUGAAUAGAAAUGACUUCUCUCCCUGUAAGAGAGAUUUGUGCACUUUAACAACACAAACAUGAUCACCAUUGAAUUAUGCAAAAUAUUGCAUGUUUCAAACAAAUCCUGCUGCAUAUUUUUACUGUAAUUUCUAAUGAUUUUUAAAGAGAAAUCCUCCCGUUUAGAGUCGCUCAUCUCACAAACAUCCCGUCAGAAACGAUGAUGUUUUACGUUUGUGUUCAAAUAAAUCUUCAGUUUACUGA
This is a messenger RNA of Xyrauchen texanus (razorback sucker), 2107 nucleotides long. RefSeq names its product ornithine aminotransferase, mitochondrial-like. Gene Ontology annotation, molecular function: pyridoxal phosphate binding; identical protein binding; L-ornithine transaminase activity. Lineage: Eukaryota; Metazoa; Chordata; Actinopteri; Cypriniformes; Catostomidae. Gene Ontology annotation, cellular component: cytoplasm. The transcript has 10 exons. The record is from RefSeq and is a predicted model, not a curated record. The coding region runs from base 178 to 1512 and encodes 444 amino acids.